This is a messenger RNA of Laccaria bicolor S238N-H82, 471 nucleotides long. RefSeq lists its product as uncharacterized. Lineage: Eukaryota; Fungi; Basidiomycota; Agaricomycetes; Agaricales; Hydnangiaceae. The transcript is spliced from 4 exons. The record is from RefSeq and is a predicted model, not a curated record. Bases 4 to 426 code for a protein of 140 amino acids.
GUCAUGACCUCAAUCCAAAAACUCUUCGUGAGCUCCCCAUACUUUGCGGUUGUCGGUGCAUCGAAGGACAAAUCAAAGUACGGAACGAAGGUUCUUAAAUGGUACCAAGACCGAUCCUUGUCGGUAAAACCUGUGCACCCUAAAGAGACAGAGCUCGAGGGCUUGUCAACCAUAAAGUCCAUCACCGAACUUGACUUUCCCACUCAGACAUCAGUGAGCAUUAUUACACCGCCCGCAGUUACUCUCAACAUCUUGCGGUCAGCCAAAGAUCAGUCCAUCCCGGCACUUUGGUUGCAGCCAGGCGCAGAGGAUGCCAAUGUUGUGGAUUUUGUGAAAACUAAUGGAUUGGAAGGUCGAGUGAUUUAUGGUGGUCCUUGCAUCCUUGUUCAAGGCGACGACCUACUUCACAAUCGGAGCCUGUUGUAACAUAUAUGAUGGCGGUGGUAAUAAUAACCACAUUUCUCACCCGGC